CGUCCUUUGCCGGAAGAGUCCGUGUUUACAGCUUCUCUCUCCACGUUAGCGCCGUUGGUUUGUCCAGAAGUCAAACAGCAACGUAGUUUGCGCUUUUCUAGCUAACAGUUCGACAAUUUCGUCUAUUUGCGUGAUUUAUUUUGCGCUACUUCUCCAUUAGCAUGAUUGUUUGCAGGCGAAAGGGUUACAGACACGCAUAGCGAUGACGAGCUGGCUAACGUAGCUCUGAGGUUAGCCAGCUAGUCAACUGACAACAUUAGCUAACUUCUUCUUACACAGCAGAGGAACAUACAGUUAAACAGCCACCAGCUCCGGCUAUGGGUGCGGAGAGCAGCGCCGUGCGGGGCUGCACGCUGGAGGAGCCGCUGCUGACCCUCCCCUCCGGACUCACCAUGUACUCUGCCAUGCUCCAGGAUGGAAAGCCUGCUUCCGUGUUUGUAUACAAACGUGGCAAUGAGGAUAAAGUCAACAAAGUGGCUAAGCACCUGAAAACCUUGAGGCACCCGUGCCUGCUGCGCUUCCUGUCCUGCUCGGUGCAGGACGGGGGCAUCCACCUGGUGACGGAGCGAGUGCAGCCCCUGGAGCUGCUGCUGGACAGCCUGUCACCGGAGGAAAUCUGCGCCGGAAUCUACGACCUCCUGCAGGCGCUUGUGUUUCUGCACGAGAGGGGCAAAUCGAGCCACAACAACGUCUGCAUUUCAUCUGUAUUCAUCAGUGAGGACGGUCACUGGACUCUGGGAAUGAUGGAGACUGUCUGCAAGUUCUCUGAAGCAACGCCUGAGUUUCUUACAAGCAUUCAGAGUGUGAGAGAGGCCAGCUGGGUUCCUCCAGAAGAAAAGGUUGAGGGCUUUAAAAUGCUGCCGGAUAAGAACGCUCACUCUCGGGACUGUUACUCCUUUGGAAUGAUGUUGGAGACCCUCAUCUCUCUCCUGAACGGCUAUGUGUCUCAGGAGCUGUCUGACAGUCUGAUGCAGACCCUGCAGGUCGGCCUGCUGAACUCUGACCCCUUGUCUCGACCCCCACUCAGCUCCCUGCUGACUCACGAGUUUUUCAGGAAUGACUUCCUGGACGUGAGGAACUUUCUAAAGAGCCUGACCUUGAAGACGGAAGAGGAGAAGAAUGAGUUCUUUAAGUUCCUUCUAGACCGGGUCCAGAGUCUGUCUGAGGAGCUGAUAGCUACUCGCCUUGUCCCCAAACUCCUUAACUCCCUUGUUUUCGCUGAACCCAUGGCUGUCAAAAGCUUCCUGCCUCAUCUGCUAAAGCCAAAGAAAGACUCCAGUGGUGGCGAUGGUAACGAUGAAGAAUGUCUGCUCUCUGUGCCCCUGUACCGUAAACAUGUGGUCCCUCAGCUUCUCAAGCUCUUCAAGGUCAACGAGGAACACGUCAGGAUCGUGUUGCUGGCUCACAUCCACAUCUACGCUGAGUUCUUAUGCCAAGAUGAGCUCAAAAACCACAUCCUACCUCAGGUUUUGUUAGGAAUGAGAGACACCAACGACUCCCUGGUUGCCAUGACGCUGCAGAGUCUGGCGGUGUUGGUGCCGUUGCUCGGAGCUCAAGUGGUGGUCGGUGGAGAGAGGACCAAGGUCUUUAAACGCACCACACCCAACUUCACCAGGUCCAACGAGGUCACCCCUGAAACCUCUCCUGUCCAUAUACUGGGAGGCUCCCAUCCUCAGCUGGCCCAGCCUUCCAAAGUCUUGACUUUGUUCCCCAGAACGACAGGGACGGAAGGCCCGGUGCUCGGGCACAUCGGUAACUUAAGAGCUUGUGUGGAGACUCCAAGAAGUUACCCUCUGCCUCCAAAAUCAGACGUCAGUAGACAGAUGUCUCUGCCUUUGAACGGCUUUCAUCAGGAUGCUGAGGUGGAGUCGUUCAGCCCGGAGAAGGCUGUCAGACUGACAGAAGGUCCAGUAGAGGACUGGCCCGACUGGAGCAACCCUCAGGAGAGCGAGAGCAGGGAGGGACAGUCGGUCCGGAUCCACAUCCAGGCCUCUGAGAUAGGAGAUCCGGUCAGCAGCAGACUGCCGCUCUCCAGCGUGGAGCAAGAGCCGUGGGACGACUUUGAGGACACCGAAGCCACCUCGGAUCUCUCCCCCACUGCUCCUUUAUCUGUUAUACUAACCCCACCCAGAGGGGGCGCUACCAAACCUGUACUACACGCUCCUGAAACCCUGAAACUGGCUCAAUCCAAACCCCUCAAACUGACUCCAGCACUGCGACCCUCCGCACCGAGCAAGACCUCUCCCUCCUGGGACGAAGGCUGGGCUCAAGAGGAGAGCGACCUGGACGUAUCGCACCACUCGAAGCCUGCAUCGUCAAAGAAGAGAGGUGGGGGAGGAACUUUGGGGGAGGAGUUCACAAUUAAAGUGAAGAAAAAGGAGCAGCCAGACCCGGAGCUGGAUCUGUUUGCAGACAUGGUGCCGGACAUCAAGCUGUCCUCUGCGGUCCUGCUGAGUGAGGCCGAACACACCUCCUCUCUGCAGGAGGACUCCAACAUCGACACUCUGACACUCACUGCCAAGUUCGCAGUUGCCAACCUGACGGAGACUGAAGGGGAAGGCUGGGGAGACGGAGAGGACCUGAACUGGGAGGAGAGCGCCUGGUGAUGGUGUCGUCUGGAGCGAAAAGACAUGACCGCUUCAAAACUCAAAUCUUGAAAGUGUCUCCAGGUCUGUUUGAACAGCAUGAGGCAGUGAUGACGGCUGAGACUUUUUGUAGCCCAUCCUGUUGGUUCCUGGACAUUUAUCAUCAGCCUGUUCAUUCAGAGAGCAUUUGAACUGGAAGCUGACCACGUUGUGCUUGACUUGGACAAAUGAAGCCAUUUUUUUUUAUUGUUUGCCAACUGAUACGAGUUACCUCGAGUCAAAGGAGUAUCGGAAUCAGAGGUGAAGGUCUUCUUUAUUUUUUUUCAUCUGCUUCUUAUUUUUUUUAGGUGAUGAAAAUGAAGAUAUACUUUAUGGCAAAACAAUACUCGGCCAAAACGUGUCAGGUUUGAUUUACAAAAGGCUUGCACUUUGAAUGAAUGUGAAACAGAUAUUACGUAAUUUAUUAGCUCUUUGGUUGCUGCUAUGACCCUGUUCUGUUUUAUAAGACUUUUUAUAGAUAUAUCUUAUAAAGUAGGACUGUUGGCAGCACGUUAUUUAAAGACACAGUCAGAAAACACCUCAAUAUGGGAACUCGAUACAGGACGUCAGUGAAGACUCCUGUUUGACUUAGUGCUAAAUAAAUACAAGUGAACAAUUAUCUGUAAUCAAACAAGUUUAAUAAACAACAUUAAUCAACAACAACAGGUUUAAGAAGUGAGACUUCACAGCAGCAGAGAGACGAGUUCACAGACGGUUUAAAUAGUUUUUCUAUAUCAAUGAAGUAAAUACAUCUGGGGCUAGCUUGUGUGUCUGGCUGUUUGGAUGUGUGUGAUGAUGGUCUGGAGCUCCUGCAGUCUGGACUCCAGCCAGGGUGGAGGUGGUGUGGCAGAGGUGGCGGUACUUUCUGUGAGAGCCUGCAGAGCUUUCAGAGCGUUCUCGGCUGUGGUGACGUAGCGGCUGAACUCCUCCUCCGCACAGAACUCCUGCCGAGCUUUCUUUGGACACGGCUGAGAGAGAGGAGAAACGACAGGGACGUCAGACAUCCAUUUAUGAAAUCACAACAUGAUUUAGUUUGGCAUGAAUCGAGGCAGAAUCGCUUGUACAUAUGAAAUUGUGACUUGCUGAGCAGGACGUUAUGUAAUAAAUUGACAGACGUAUUUUGCUAAAUAAAAAUACUAUUUUACCGUG
Messenger RNA from Eleginops maclovinus (Patagonian blennie), 3773 nucleotides. RefSeq names its product SCY1-like, kinase-like 3 (gene scyl3). Lineage: Eukaryota; Metazoa; Chordata; Actinopteri; Perciformes; Eleginopidae. Gene Ontology annotation, molecular function: protein kinase activity; ATP binding. Gene Ontology annotation, biological process: protein phosphorylation. Bases 318 to 2606 code for a protein of 762 amino acids. The record is from RefSeq and is a predicted model, not a curated record. The transcript is spliced from 14 exons.